Messenger RNA from Coregonus clupeaformis (lake whitefish), 6561 nucleotides. RefSeq names its product dihydropyridine-sensitive L-type skeletal muscle calcium channel subunit alpha-1. Gene Ontology annotation, cellular component: membrane; voltage-gated calcium channel complex. The transcript has 45 exons. Gene Ontology annotation, biological process: calcium ion import across plasma membrane. The record is from RefSeq and is a predicted model, not a curated record. NCBI's taxonomy places the organism in Eukaryota, Metazoa, Chordata, Actinopteri, Salmoniformes, Salmonidae. The coding region runs from base 431 to 6121 and encodes 1896 amino acids. Gene Ontology annotation, molecular function: high voltage-gated calcium channel activity; calcium ion binding.
CAGUCAGUCCGUCGUUAGCUGUCUAUAUUUAAAUCAGGGAGGCGGCCGGGCCAACUGCUGCUCUUCAAGCAGCUCACAGACAGUUCCUCUAAGUUUUCCUCUCCUGGUCUGGUGUAGUUUUCUCUUCUAACAGAAUCCUGGGCCAAGUGGAUCACUCUGUCCUGUCCCUGUUCAUGUGGCUCUGAGACAGAGAGACAGAGUCAGGAGGACAGAGAGAGAGGGAAGAGGGUGGAGACAGAAGAGAAGAGAGCACAGAAUAGAGAACCUAAGGAUUGUGGAAGUUCUGGAACUAAGUGGGGCCACAGUGGAGUCACAACACAGAGUUGUGUAGCAGAUACCUCCGUUUCUGGAAUAUUUGGUGGUGAUUAGAGGAGAGGACGUAUCUUUCCCGGAUAUAGAAGCUUCCUCCCGGGCGGGACAGGAGGACAGUAUGGCGGCCAACGGUGAGCCGGCGAUGGCUGCGUUGACAUCGUUCAUCAUGAACGAAGAGGAGCUAAAGAGGAAGCAGAGGGAGAAGUUGAAGAAGAUGCAGGCGACGGGGGGUAACCCUCGCCCCGCCCGAUCCCUCUUCUUCUUCACCCUCCAAAACCCCUUCAGAAAAGCCUGCAUUAACAUCGUAGAGUGGAAACCGUUUGAGAUCAUCGUCCUGCUGACCAUCUUUGCCAACUGUGUGGCCUUGGCUGUGUAUCUACCCAUGCCUGAAGACGACAACAACGCUACCAACACCAGCCUGGAGAGUCUGGAGUAUAUCUUCCUGGUGAUCUUUACGUUAGAGUGCUUUCUGAAGAUAAUAGCGUACGGCUUUAUAUUCCACGAGGGAGCCUAUCUACGGAACGCUUGGAACUUACUGGACUUUGUCAUCGUCUUCAUGGGCCUCUUCACCAUCGCCCUGGACACCAUAAACUAUCUAGCAGGCAUUCAAAUGGAGAAAGGAGGAGGGUUCGAUAUGAAGGCCCUCCGAGCGUUCAGGGUGCUCAGGCCCCUACGUCUCGUAACAGGAGUCCCCAGCCUGCAGGUGGUGAUGAACUCUAUCCUGAAGGCCAUGCUUCCCCUGCUGCACAUCGGCCUGCUGGUCUUCUUCAUGGUCACUAUCUACGCCAUCGUAGGUCUGGAGCUCUUCAAGUGUAAGAUGCACAAGACCUGCUACUGGACCGGCACAGACAUCAUGGCUACAUUAGAGAACGAGAGGCCCGCCCCCUGUGCCCAGGCCGGUAACGGGCGCCGCUGCCUCCUCAACGGGACAGAGUGUCGUUCAGGCUGGGCGGGGCCAAACUUCGGCAUCACCCACUUUGACAACUUUGGUUUCGCCAUGCUCACCGUCUUCCAGUCUAUCACUAUGGAGGGCUGGACCGAUGUGCUCUACUGGGUGAACGAUGCCAUAGGGAACGAGUGGCCCUGGCUCUACUUCGUGACUCUGAUCCUAAUUGGAUCCUUCUUCGUACUCAAUCUGGUCCUGGGUGUUCUCAGUGGAGAGUUCACAAAGGAGAGAGAGAAGGCUAAGUCCCGAGGGGAGUUCCAGAAGUUGAGGGAGACCCAGCAGCUGGAUGAGGACCUGAAGGGCUACAUGGAGUGGAUCACUCAGGCUGAGGUCCUAGACAACGACCAGGAGGGGAAAGGACUCCUGCCUUUGACGGAGGCAGACACAGACAGUCUGAUAGGGCUGGAGAGCGAGAGCCGGGUGGUGUACUACUAUCGUCUGGCUCGUCGCUGGAACCGGUUCUUCAGGAUGAAGUGUCUCGUCUAUGUAAAAUCUAAGAAAUUCUAUUGGUCGGUGAUUCUGGUGGUCUUCCUAAACACUGUUGCCAUCGCUAGUGAACAUCACCACCAGUCAGACAUGCUUACUACUCUACAAGAUAAUGCCAACAAGGUGCUGCUGACCCUGUUUGCGUUGGAGAUGUUUGUGAAGAUGUACGCUCUGGGCCUGCUUCAAUACUUCUUGUCGCUGUUCAACCGAUUCGACUGCUUCGUGGUGAGUGUUGGCAUCCUCGAGAUCAUCCUGGUCACUGCUGACGUUAUGUCCCCUCUCGGCAUCUCUGUCCUCCGCUGCAUCCGCCUGCUGAGACUGCUCAAGGUCACCAAGUAUUGGACCUCCCUCAGUAACCUGGUUGCCUCCCUGCUAAACUCAGUCCGUUCCAUCGCCUCUCUGCUCCUCCUCCUCUUCCUCUUCAUCGUCAUCUUCUCCCUGCUGGGCAUGCAGGUGUUCGGGGGGAAGUUUAACUUCCCAGACCAGGAGAUCAGACGCAGUAACUUUGACAACUUCCCCCAUGCUCUCAUCAGUGUCUUCCAGGUUCUGACAGGAGAGGACUGGAACUCCAUCAUGUAUAAUGGUAUCAUGGCUUACGGUGGACCAGUCUUCCCUGGCAUCCUAGUCAGCAUCUACUUCAUCAUCCUCUUCACCUGUGGAAACUACAUCCUCCUCAACGUGUUCCUGGCCAUCGCUGUUGACAACCUGGCAGAGGCAGAGAGCCUGACGGCCGCGCAGAAAGACAAAGCAGAGGAGAGGAAGAGGAGGAAACUGCUCAGGGCCAACAUGCCAGACAAGGCUGAUGAGGAGAAGGUUCUGCUGGCUAAGAAACUGGCUGAACAGAGGGCUAAGAUAGAGGGGAUUCCCACCACUGCUAAGCUGAAAGUAGAUGAGUUUGAAUCCAGCGUGAAUGAAGUGAAGGAUCCCUUCCCUCCUGCAGACUUCCCAGGUGAUGACGAGGAGGAGGAGCCUGCUAUCCCUGAGAGCCCACGGCCUCGACCAAUGGCUGACCUCCAGCUGAAAGAGGAAGAGGUUCCUAUGCCUGAGACCUACUCCUUCUUUAUCUUCGGACCGGAGAACAAGUUUCGUAAGCUGUGUCAUAGGAUCGUCAAUGCCACCCCCUUCACCAACUUCAUCCUGCUCUUCAUCCUCCUCAGUAGUAUAUCACUGGCCGCUGAGGACCCCAUAGACCCCAAGUCAUUCAGGAAUAAGGUUUUGGCUUAUGCUGAUAUCGUCUUCACCACUGUGUUCACCAUUGAGAUUGUGCUGAAGAUGACGGUGUACGGAGCCUUCCUACAUCCAGGCUCUUUCUGCCGUAACUCCUUCAACAUGCUGGACCUGCUGGUGGUGGCCGUGUCUCUGUUGUCCAUGGGAAUGGAGUCCAGUGCCAUCUCAGUGGUGAAGAUUCUCAGGGUGUUGAGGGUGCUGAGGCCUCUAAGGGCAAUCAACCGAGCCAAGGGCCUGAAGCAUGUGGUCCAGUGUGUGUUUGUAGCCAUCAAAACCAUCGGCAACAUCGUCCUGGUCACCAUGCUGCUAGACUUCAUGUUCUCCUGCAUAGGGGUCCAGCUCUUCAAGGGUAAAUUCUACACUUGCUCAGACCCCUCCAAAAUGACGGAGGUCACGUGCCAGGGUAUGUUCCUGAAGCACCAGGAGAAUAGUCUUCAGGAGAUGGUGUUGGCCCCCAGGGAGUGGAUCAACAGUGACUUUAACUUUGACAACGUCCUCAACGGCAUGCUGGCUCUGUUCACCGUGUCCACGUUCGAAGGGUGGCCACAGCUGUUGUAUAAGGCCAUAGACUCAGACAGGGAGGAUAUGGGCCCAGUCUACAACAACCGUGUGGAUAUCUCCAUCUUCUUCAUCGUCUACCUCAUCCUCAUCGCCUUCUUCAUGAUGAACAUCUUCGUCGGCUUCGUCAUCGUCACCUUCCAGGAGCAGGGAGAGUCUGAGUAUAAGAACUGUGAGCUCGACAAGAACCAGCGUCAGUGUGUGCAGUAUGCUCUGAAGGCCAAGCCUCUGCGGUGCUACAUCCCUAAGAACCACUAUCAGUACAAUGUGUGGUACAUAGUCACCUCCUGCUACUUUGAGUAUGCCAUGUUCUUCCUCAUCAUGCUCAAUACACUGUGUCUCGGCAUGCAGCACUGUAACCAGUCAGACCAUGUGACCAAGCUGUCUGACACUUUGAACAUGAUCUUCACUGUCCUCUUCACCGUGGAGAUGAUCCUCAAACUCAUGGCCUUCAAAGCUAAGGGCUACUUUGGAGACCCAUGGAACGUGUUUGACUUCCUCAUCGUCAUCGGCAGUGUUGUCGAUGUCAUCCUGAGUGAGGUGGAUAAACACAAACUCCUGGCUCCACAGCAGCAGGCUGUGGGAAGCAGCACUAGUUCACAGCAGGACCUGGAGACAAACCCUAUGCAGGCCAUUGCACAUUCUGAGAAUGCCAGAGUGUCCAUCACGUUCUUCCGUCUGUUCCGUGUGAUGCGUCUGGUCAAACUACUAAACAGGUCAGAGGGCAUCCGCAACCUACUGUGGACCUUCAUCAAGUCCUUCCAGGCUCUGCCUUACGUGGCUCUCCUGAUCAUCAUGCUCUUCUUCAUCUACGCAGUCAUCGGGAUGCAGGUGUUUGGGAAGAUAGCCUUAGUGGACGGCACACAGAUCAACCGCAACAACAACUUCCAGACAUUCCCCCAAGCUGUCCUGCUGCUUUUCCGUUGUGCAACAGGAGAGGCGUGGCAGGAAGUGAUGGUGGCCAGUAUGUAUGGCAAGAAGUGUGACCCCAAGUCUGACUUCCUACCUGGGGAGGAGUACACCUGUGGGGCCAGCUUCGCUGUCUUCUACUUUAUGUCCUUCUAUAUGCUGUGUGCCUUCCUGAUUAUCAACUUAUUUGUGGCUGUGAUCAUGGACAACUUUGACUACCUGACACGUGAUUGGUCCAUCCUGGGUCCUCAUCAUCUGGAUGAGUUCAAGAAGAUCUGGGCCGAGUAUGACCCGAAUGCCACGGGGCGUAUAAAACAUCUGGACGUGGUAACACUAUUACGACGGAUCCAGCCUCCGCUAGGCUUUGGGAAAUUCUGUCCGCAUCGCUCAGCCUGCAAGCGUUUAAUAUCCAUGAACAUGCCCCUGAACAGCGAUGGCACAGUCACCUUCAAUGCCACUCUGUUUGCCCUGGUCAGGACUGCCCUCAAGAUCAAGACUGAAGGUGUCGAAGGUAACUUUGAGCAGGCUAAUGAAGAGUUAAGAGCCAUUAUAAAGAAAAUCUGGAAACGCACCAGUAUGAAACUGCUGGACCAGGUCAUCCCACCAAUUGGAGAUGACGAGGUGACGGUGGGAAAAUUCUACGCCACCUUCCUGAUCCAGGAUCAUUUCCGUAAGUUUAUGAAGCGUCAAGAGGAGUACUAUGGCUACCGGCCCACCAAGAAGAGUGCUAAUGGGAGUGCUCCAGAGAUGCAGGCUGGUCUGAGGAGUAUAGAGGAGGAGGCAGCUCCAGAGCUCCACAGGGCCAUCUCAGGAGACCUUCUGAAUGAGGAGGAGAUGGAAAGAGCCAUGGAGGACUCUCUGGAGGAAGGCAUCUACAGGCGCCAGGGUGGUCUGUUCGGGGACCAUUCAGACCCGUUCUCCACAGAAAUCAGCAGUGUCCUGCCCUCCCACAUGGCUAGCCAACGUCCCCUACAUUUAUCAGAGAGCCGCCCCGAGGAGGCUGAGUCGCCCAUCAGUCGCUCAGACUCAGUCUUCCUCCCCAAUACAGAGUUCUUUCCCAUGACCCCCACCAAACACAACAGCAACAACAACGCGUUUUCUUAUGAGAGAGAGGAGAGUCCAAAAGUGACCAGACACCAUUCCAGAGUGAACACAGAGCGCAGCUCUCCAGAUAACAGACACUUACCUGAGAUCAGUGAGAAACCAAUCAGAACAGACAUCACUCAGUUCCCCUAUGACCCCAACUACGGUGAGAGCCAGUCUCUCCCCAACUGUUCCCAAGCUAAAGGGGAAGCUACAGAGGAAGCUGUAGGAGCCACAGGAGGCUCUGUUUCUGCACCUGCCGCUGACCAGCUGAUCAAAGAGGUCUUAGUGGUUGGUGGUCUUGGCGACCUGGCCAAUGACGAUUCAUUUGUGGUGGUGACUCGUAAUGAAAUGGCUGAGGCGUUGCGCAUGCCCAUGUCCCACUUUGAAGACGUGGCCCUGGGCCUCCUCAACGGGCGCAGCGGCCGUGCCACCUCUGCCACAAGAAAGAAGAGCCCCAUCCCUGUACCCCCCUCCAUCCCCGCCCGGCCCUCUAGGGCUACAGCACUGAAUCCGAAACCCCAGGAGCAGAGAAAGAAGCACCCAAUCCCCCCCUUUAAACAACACCAGAUGGGGGAAGAGGCAGACACCAAAGUGUAGAGAGCCUGUCAUCGGAGUGCCAUGAUGACAGUGGCGUUAUCUUGUGACAUAUGACAUGACACUUGACUUGACAAGGCUGUGUUGUAGUUGGUGACAUCACACACUCACAGCGUUAACAAAUCCUGAUUAGUUGCCAUGGAGAUGAGAUCAAUCCACUAACCAUAGUUUCCAAUGGAGACUGGAGGAAAUAGGCCCACUAACCAGGGUUGAUGGCCGAGUUACUAGGCUCUAGCUGGUUGGCUGUUCAGGUUUUAACAUGUUAUUCCACUGUGGUUGAUUCUUGUCAAUUCUGAUUCAAUUCUUGAAUCAGAUUCAUGAUUCUUAUGGAAAACUAACCAACAAAGGAAAAGCAAUGUUCUGCUACAGUAAUACAUAUUAAUCUUCUCAGUUCCGACAUAUUUAUAAUAACACAAAAUAAAAAAAGAACUUAUCACAGAGUG